Messenger RNA from Magnusiomyces paraingens, 1134 nucleotides. RefSeq lists its product as uncharacterized. Bases 1 to 1134 code for a protein of 377 amino acids. The transcript has a single exon. The record is from RefSeq and is a predicted model, not a curated record. Lineage: Eukaryota; Fungi; Ascomycota; Dipodascomycetes; Dipodascales; Dipodascaceae.
AUGUCUACAAACGGCUCUGUCAUUGCUGACACUCCCCAAGAUACUCCAACUGCACCCGAGCAAUCUUCAUACCCAAAAUCCCUCUUUUUCACCCACCUUUACUCGUACCCCGCUGUCAAUGCUGCUGUCGACUAUGCAACCCAUAUCCCAGUUGUCCAACGCCUCUCCACCUCGGCCCGUCCUUAUCUCGACUCACUCAAGGAACGCUCCAAGCCCAUUUCUGAGCCCGUUGUCAAGCGCGCCACUCCAGUCCUGGCCAAGGCAGAUGUUUUCGGAGAUAAGAUUUUGUCACGCGUCGAUGAAAACUUCCCUCUGCUCAAGACUACCACCCCUGCUGAUGCUGUGGACCUGGCCCGCAAACCCUAUGAAACUGUAAAGUCAACUGCUGAGGCUUACUCUACCGCUGCCCAUGACCGCUUGAGUACCUCUGUUGUCGAGCCUCUUAAAAAGGCUGGCGAGCGUGUUAAGGAACAUUAUACCACUGUUUAUGACUCUAAAAGCUCUACAAUUAAGUCCCAAGUGGACCCUCUUAUCCACCCUCUUAACGACCGCUUUGAGUUUUUGAUUAAACACUUUUUCCCUGAAUCUAGUGUUUCGUUACAGCAAGAAGAAGAUCAACAACAAGCACCAUCGGAAAAAUUUGUCAGCGCUGAAGUGGCUAGAACUGUUUACCUGGCGCAUGUUGCUCUUCAGCAAGCGCGACCAUUGCUUGAUGUACAAGCAAGCCACUUGAAGACAUUGCCUGAAGUUACUCGUAAACACAUUUUACAUGUUUAUGAUGAAAAACUGACUGCUUAUGGUAAAGAUAAGAUUGUUACAGGACCAGUGUAUGCAUCUGUGGCUACUUUUAAGCAAUUGUCUGGUGAAGGUGUUGUAUAUGCAGGCCAUGUUUUGACAUCGACUAGAGAAGGCUUGAAGAGUUUGAGCAAGGGGAGUACUAGUGAAGGAGCAGCAGCAACAACCUCAGCAGAAGACAUUGACUCUGGUAAUCUCGACACGCCAACAGCUAUCCCCGUUGCCAGUGCAACCACUGCCACCACUCCAACAAAUGCCACUUCGUCAACAACCAGUCUUGGAUCAGCAGCAGCGGCUGCAGCAAACUCCUCGCCUGUUGCAGUGGAGGCUAGUGCGUGA